Molecule: messenger RNA, 644 nt
Organism: Rhipicephalus sanguineus (brown dog tick)
Lineage: Eukaryota; Metazoa; Arthropoda; Arachnida; Ixodida; Ixodidae
Exons: 6
Coding region: 183-551 (122 amino acids)
Source: RefSeq, a predicted model, not a curated record
CUCCUGAUUGGCCGAUGGGACUGGCAACUUCCACCGAGGUGCACGGAUUUGUUGAGGUGUAACGUGAGUGGUCGACGCUCGGCCUCCUGACACUUGUAUAAAGAGACGCGAGGUCGGUAAAUGGCGAUUGCACCGCUAGCGUUGUCAUCUUUCGGACUCCAGCCCCAACAACACUCGGCAACAUGGUUUCCACGCUCGCGUUGUGCUCCGCGGUUGCAUUCCUGGUCGCCGGUGCGUGCGCCGCACCUACCGAUGAAUCGAGUGCCCCUGCGCAAGGGCCUGGCGGCAUCGCAAGGCUUUUCGAGCAAAUGGAACAACGAUGUUUCCAAGAAGCUCAGUUCACUGCAGAAGAAAUAACGACAGUAGUAGACGUCCGCGUACGAGCUACGGAAGAAGUGGGAUCCCAGAACGUGAACCGGCAGCUGGACUUCCUGGACUACGUUGAUCGGUACGCGCCCACCCCUGAAAUCGCUCAAGGCAUCCGGUCCAAGUGGAAUGCAUUUACCGUGUGCGUUGGUCGCGAAGCAGCGAAACUGGUGCCAAGGCCAUGAAGCUUUCAUCACUGCUGUACAAAACAGCCAGUUCCGGCCGAGUGGGCUUUUGGGCAGAAGUUUAGCCAAUAAAUGGUACUGUUUACUUGUUCA